This is a messenger RNA of Parastagonospora nodorum SN15, 2226 nucleotides long. RefSeq lists its product as hypothetical. The coding region runs from base 1 to 2226 and encodes 741 amino acids. The transcript is spliced from 3 exons. Gene Ontology annotation, molecular function: lipid binding. Lineage: Eukaryota; Fungi; Ascomycota; Dothideomycetes; Pleosporales; Phaeosphaeriaceae. The record is from RefSeq and is a predicted model, not a curated record.
AUGUCUUCCUGUCUUGGCUUCGGCCGCAAACGCGACGAUGAUCAGCAACCGCUACUCCCACAGUACCGAGAUGAUACGGUCCUUCAGCGGGAGGUUCAUCAGAAGCUCCACUCGUAUCAGAUGCUACGGGCUAUGUCCAUGGGUUACAUGCCGUCCAAUGAACAGACCAUCAUCAACCUCAGAAGCGUGCUUUCCGCAGACAUCCUGAACCCCGACAACCCUGAAUUGAGUGACUCUGGUCGUCUAUUGGUCAAGUUCACCAAGCAAUGGCUCCACCAAUUCAUCGAUCUUCUACAGCACAAGAACAGCGAGGAUCAGAUCCAGGACUUUGUGUGGUAUCUCACUAAAGCCCGAAUCUCGGUCGAUGUAAAUGACAUCGCUCGUCGCACUACUAAGUCGAAAGCCAAGGCCGACGCAACUGCAGCGUACCAGAGCCUCCAGACAGUUGGCCAGUUGCUCCUUACCAACUCCGAUUUCCGAAUCUUCCUUUCAGACAUCCAAACCGUUGGCCGAGAAGUCUUCAGAGACAGCGCAUUUACUUUGUCUAAUGUGGCAAAGAAAGCUGGCAAGAAGAUUGAACCCUCGCAAGCUGAGCAGCAGGCGCUUAAAGAGCCCGGAAAAGAUGCUGAGGGUACUGCGCCAUCAGCACAAGAGCUCGAAGACGAUGUGGCCGAGGUCGCGCAAGUCGUCGGCAAUGGCGUAACAAAGGUGGCCAAGAGGGCAGACCAAAGCUUGUCUGACAAGUUGCGAGGUGAAGAAGGCGAUUCCUUGCUUUACCGCCUGAAGCAGACCGUCACGAAUCUGCGACAGAAGCGGGACUACUCUGAGUCUGUUUCGACACUCGCUCUACUUCUCCAGCGCUAUGCCAUGGCAUACUCUCGCACAGUGGAGGACGCCAUGACUACUGUGCAGGAGGAUGUUGAGCCAAAUGCGGCUAUGGAGAGGGCCGUAAAGAAUUUCUGGACCUUUAUCAGCUCCUUCGGAGACCAUGACGAGUGGAAGAAGCUGGAAGACUCUUUCCACAAGGUGCUGGAACACUCACGAAAGGACCCAGAGUUUGAGGACCUGCUUACAGACAUCGGCAAUUCUCUUCAGAAGCUGUUGACCGACCCCGAUUUCUUUGACCACGUUGAAGAGAAGUUUCAAGAGCUCCGCAAGAAGUCCAAGGGCGUAGGCACUGAGUCUUCUCUGCGACAAGAUAUCGACAUCUUCUUCGAGCAGGUACAGAAGACGUUUGAGUCGGUCACCCGUGACGAGGACAUUUCCAAGCUCAUCAAGUCGACAUUCAGGAUAUGGGGCAUCCUCUCUCCACAGCACAGCUUGGCCAACCAAGACUUGAUCAACGACACGAUCAACGUCUUCGUUCCUCUUCUGAUUCAGUACAUUCAGUACAUCCCUAUUCCUCGCCUUGAAGUGUCCACACCUGAGGUCGACAUUUUGCUCGAGAACCUCAUCAUCGAGCCUGGAAAGACUGUCAAUCACACAUCGUUCCUGCCCUUCCGGUUCCGCGUGGAGACUUACAACGACUUUGAACUCCGCAAGGCUCGCUUCCGUGUUGCAUCCAAGGUCACAUCCAAGUUCACCAUCAAGAUCGACGGUCUCUCCAUGCGGGCCGACGAGAUUGGUUUCCUCCUCCGUGCUCACUCAGGAAUCCUCCGCAUGGCGGACGAGGGUAUCGCGUCCUUCCAGCUCGACGAGCGCGGCAUCGACAUCCACCUCGACGUCGAGGUCGCCAAGGAAAAGAUGGAACAGAUCCUUACCCUCCGCGCCGUCCGCGUGCACAUCCACAAGCUCAACUACACAUUCCGCAAGUCCAAGUUCAGCAUCCUCGGCUGGCUCUUCAAGCCUCUUCUCCGCCCGGUCAUCCGCAAGGUCAUGGAAAGGCAGAUGGCCAAGGGUAUCGCGGAUGGCAUCCACGCUGCGAACCGCGAGCUCUUGUUCUUCCGUGAAAGGCUGAGGGCGACGAGGAUUUCGGAUCCAGAUGACCUCAAGACGUUCUUCAAGGCUAUUAUGACGCGCUUGACGCCUGCCGACGACCCCGAUCUGUACACCAGGGUUGGCGUCGCGCCCAAGGGCAAGGGUGUCUUUGCGGGCAAGUAUGCGCCGGGCAGUGUUGUCAAGCUUUGGGAAGAAGAGGGAAGGCGGGCUGAGGAGAGGAUUGAUGAUUGGGAUGAGGGUGGCUGGAGGAAUGAUGUGUUUGACCUGCACACUCAGAUGAUGGGUUGA